This is a messenger RNA of Lobosporangium transversale, 645 nucleotides long. RefSeq lists its product as hypothetical. The transcript is spliced from 5 exons. The coding region runs from base 1 to 645 and encodes 214 amino acids. Lineage: Eukaryota; Fungi; Mortierellomycota; Mortierellomycetes; Mortierellales; Mortierellaceae. The record is from RefSeq and is a predicted model, not a curated record.
AUGGCCACUAACUACCACAGCCAUGGAUUCAAGUACCAAUCCUUCCUGACUCCUGACAGAAUAAUCAUUGACUUACGAGGCCCCUACGAUGGAAGGAUUCAUGGUCUGAUCACAAUGUGGACAUCCAGCUUGCAUGAAGUUUUAGAGGAACGUACCUGGACAGAAAACGGACAGUCUCUUGUUAUUUAUGGAGACCCUAUCGCUGCACGUACUAUUCUUAGUACCUCAUUAAUGCCAGGAGAUGAAUCUUCGGGAGAUUCUGAAGAAUACCUUCGUACAGUCCGUGACAUUGCAGCAGCUCGAAAAGGAAGCUGGAGCCCUGGUGUCAGUUCCCGAGGCAAUCGCCAUGAUUGGGUCCAACAACGCCUUUCUCAAGGCCUACAGAGCACAAAGGAACAAGAAAAAGUGAAUAAAUCAGCCAAGGGGCCAAUCUCUAAAUCUUCAACCACGGACAAUCAAUCUCCAGCAAAGCCCAAGAACAAUGAGUCUACCGAGCCAUUCAAAUUGAGUUUCUAUUGCAUUGUAGAGGAACAAUCGGAACCCUUCCCAGGGGACAUUCUCGCUAACCAAACUAUUGACGAUUUAAAGAAGGCCAUCAAAGCAGAGAAGCCUGGCCUCGAUCAUGUCGCCGCUUGUAAUAACUAA